Myotis daubentonii (Daubenton's bat) is the source of this 2171-nucleotide messenger RNA. RefSeq names its product leukocyte immunoglobulin-like receptor subfamily A member 6. The transcript has 6 exons. Gene Ontology annotation, molecular function: inhibitory MHC class I receptor activity. Gene Ontology annotation, biological process: immune response-regulating signaling pathway; cytokine-mediated signaling pathway. The coding region runs from base 144 to 1199 and encodes 351 amino acids. The record is from RefSeq and is a predicted model, not a curated record. Gene Ontology annotation, cellular component: plasma membrane. Lineage: Eukaryota; Metazoa; Chordata; Mammalia; Chiroptera; Vespertilionidae.
GCUGGCCCCUAGGGCCCACCCUCCAGGGAGGGGCUACUUCCCUUCCUGUGAGGCUACUGAUGAGGAACCAGUAACAUAUCACUUGGGGACUGGACGUUGUCACACCUCAUUCUUGCCUUUGUCCCCCAGGCUAUGUGGAGUUUAUGUCGUCUGCAAACUGGGGACCAUGUGAGGAAGCCCCCCGACCCAGAACCUCGCUAAUCUUCUUGGCCUCGGUCCCGGGACCUGCUGUGUCCUCGGCCAUCCUUCAGGGAGAGCAGAGUGAGGCUGAUGAGGAAACAGGGACCUGUCACCUGGAGCCAGGACCCUGUCACACCCGUGCAUCUGCUUGUCCUGCUGGGCUCUGCGGACUUCAUUCAUCAGCAGUACCACUGGGGACCAUGGCUGAUAGCACCACAACCUUGACCUUCAUUGUCCUCCUGUGCCUUGGGCUGUGUCAGGGCCCGUGGGACCAGGUACAGGCAGAAUUCAUCCCCAGUCCCUUCAUCUGGGCUGACCCGGGCCGCUUCAUCACCAACGGGAGCUCUGUGACCAUCUGGUGUAAGGAGUAUCUGCAGGCUAGUGCCCACAGUCUGUAUAAAGACGGGGGCUCUGACCCCCUGGAAAUAAGGAUCCCACAGGACUCUAGCAACAAGGCCUGUUUCCUCAUUGAAGCCAUGACCCCAUCCCACACAGGGCUGUACCAGUGUGCAUAUUACACUACUGAGGACAAACUGUCACAGAGGAGUGACCCCCUGCUCCUGGUGGUGACAGGAAUGUACCCUGCACCCUCCCUCUCAGCCCAGCCAAGCCCUGUGGUGGCCUCAGGAGGGAACGUGUCCCUCUCCUGUAGCUCACAGUUCACAUCGGGCCCUUUCCAUCUGCUGAUGGAGGGAAAGUUUGAUCCACCCCGACACAUGGAAGCAGAACUGAGGAUCCAUAAUGGGAGGUCGCAGGCCCAGGCCAUCUUCUCUCUGGACCCCGUGUUCACCUCCCAUGGGGGGACCUACCGAUGCUAUGGUUCUUCCAGCUCCAACCCCAAUGUGUGGUCACAGCCCAGUGCCCCUCUGCAUAUCGAGGUCACAGACUCCAAACCCCAAGACCCAGUGCCGAUUCUCGCUGGGAUGGGCGUGGCUGGCUUGGUCCUGGUGGUCUUCGCGGUGAUACUAUGUCAGACUCGAAAUGACAACAGAAGGACCCUUGAGGCAGCCAGGAUGUGAACACAGAGGGGACAACCGAUCAGAGUGGGGGAGCCUUGGAGCCCAUCUGAUGACCCCAGGAGGUGCUGAAACAGAAUGUGGGCCAUAAUUGGGGAAACUGUCUGCUGAGAAUGUCCAAGGGAGAAGACGUGGUAGAUGAGGUUUGGGUGCAGGAGAACGUGGGUCAUGUCCCUGUAGAGGACGCCUCCUCCAUCCACCUGGGGUGCUCUCUCUCUCUUCCUGUCCUCACUCACUGUCCUCCACUGCCCUUCUGUUCUCACCCUGUGACAUGAGGGUCUGUUCCACAUGGCUUGUUUGGAUUCACAACUAUACACCCCUUCAUGCUGGGCCACAUCCAUCCCAAUAAAAAUGUGGUAUCUUAAUAACCUGGGUUUUUUUUAAAUUUUAUUUUUAUUGACUUUUGAGAGAGAGGAAGGGAGAAGGAUAGAGAGAUAGAAACAUUGAGGAGAGAAAAACAUCAGUUGCCUCCUGCAUGACCCCUUUUGGGGAUGGAGCCUGCAGCCUAGACAUGUGCCCUGAGCUGGAUUUGAACCAGUGACAUCCUGAUUCAUAGGUUGAUGUUCAACCACUGAGCCACACUGGCUAAACUGUGGGAUUAUUUUUAAACCAAGAAGAACAAAGUAAAAAAAUGUCCUGAUACCUGCUCCACGUGGUCCAGACUAUUGCACAUCUCCACCCUCCUACCAUCUCCAUGGGACUUUUUUUUUUUUUUGGUGAGGGAUUGCAAAUUUAUUUGAUCAUCCACACACCAGGUGGCUGAGCCUGGUUCGGUGCUUCUCCUUUGUAUCCUUUCCUGGGACCUGCUGUUCACCUAGGUUUCAUGUGGUUCUGAAUGAUGCUUGCUCUGUAGUUUAGUUGUAAUUUCGCUGUGGUUUUGGGAGGAUUUAAGUACUUCCUUUACUUCCUCUGCUAUCUUGAGAAGAAGUUGUAAUAUUUUGAUAAUAAAUAAAUAAGUUUGAAUUGUUGGCAUCA